AUGACGACCCCAAGCACCACCGGAAAACUCCCCCAGGACAGACUGAAACUCUUGUACAACACUCACAUGGUCACCAUCGAAGUCGGCGCCAUCAAAGAGCAUUUCGUCGUCCAUCAAAGCCUUCUCUGUGCGAAGUCGCAAUACUUCAACAAAGCCCUUUCCGGCUCGUUCAAAGAGGCAACCACUCGUUUCGUGCAGCUGCCAGACGUCUCGCCAAUCCUCUUCAGGAUCUUCGUUGCCUGGAUCUAUCAUGACAAACUCAUUUACUCCCCGCCGGACAAGACAACAAUUGAUGAGGACUUCAAGAGCCUCAAGAUUACCGAGGAGGAUCUUGAGCAAGACCCCAUACUCCGCAGCGAACCUCAGAACCAUUCAAGCAACAAAGAGCCCGCCACUUCAAGGGACUCAAGUGAUGAUAUGACUGAACGCUCUAGCGUUGUUGCCGAGUUGGAGGCCUCUGGACCUGACGUUCUCUCGAACCCUGGACCGCCCAAGACAUCCUCUGCAUCUGAUUCUGCUCUUUACAAAGAAGCAGACCCCAACUCCUGGAGCUGUGAUGUCCUGAUCAAAUUAUACAUAUUCGCUGAUCGCUUCGAUGUCCGAAGCCUCAGAGCUGAUUCUCUGGACGCUCUGAUGCACGCCAUAGACAGAGACGCUUCGAAAUUUGGCCUGAGAGACAUUCGGUACAUAUACAUGAACACUUCUGCAAAUUCUCCCCUCAGAAGAUUCGUCGUUCACCACAUUGCAUAUCAUCAUGCUUUCAGCGAAUCUGCUUCUUCGUGGGAGAACUAUCCCGCCGAAUUUUUGGCUGCUCUGGUAGUCAUCAAUGGUCGAAGACUGCCCAUCAAACUCUGUAGAGAUUGCCACCACACAGCAAUAUUACUGAACGGUCUGCAGGGACUCGACAUCGAUGAUGUUUGCGCGGAAGACGACUUCGCACCAUACGAGAAGGAUAGUUGCUUCUACCACGAACAUCUCAACGAAGAAGAACGUAACGUGUGCCGCGUUCGUCGUGCAAGCUAA
Molecule: messenger RNA, 1023 nt
Organism: Aureobasidium musti
Lineage: Eukaryota; Fungi; Ascomycota; Dothideomycetes; Dothideales; Saccotheciaceae
Source: the annotation of a GenBank genome assembly